UUUUCCCAAUAUUAAACCUUGGGGGAGGGAUCCUCGAGUGUUGUCGCACAACUACGGUAGACUGCAGACUGUACUUUCCGACUUGUGCUGUUUGAGUUCGGCAGCGGAGGUUCUUCACGAGGAUACUCAAAAUAGCCUUCAAAGGCGAUUAAGUAUGACGGAUACUGACAGAGGGCUGCGUGGGGCUGCACGUAAAGAUGAGGAUUCAUCCGGUGUGGGUGCUGGGCGCUUGCCAGACUGGGUGAAGUGAGAACAGAGAGGGAAACCUGCUGACAAAAAAACCACCACCCGGGACUGCUGGGGAGGACCUCUGUGCAGGUUCACACGGCCGUCGGCAGGGUGGAGCUUCCUGACCCAUGGAGAAUUACUUCCAGGCCGAGGCCUUUAACCUGGAUAAGGUGCUGGACGAGUUUGAGCAGAACGAAGAUGAGACCGACAAUCCUAUUCUCUCGGAUGCAAAGUGGACUCAGAUCCUGGCCCCGCCAGCCCACCUGCUCUCUCUGAACCCUGCCCUGGCCCACGCAGACCUCAGUCUGCAGGAAAGUCCGCUGCCCUUCAAAACUCCCCCAGACUCCUUGUCGAGCGACUCCCUGGGGAGCAAUCCUAAAAGACAUCCCAGUCCCGAACCUCCACCCUGGGUGGAGGAGAGGCCGGGAGACGUCCACAGCCCACCCCUACUCCAGCCCAACAUCGGCAAACUGGUGGGCACAGACGACCUCUCGCCGCCCCCUGUGACGGCCUGUACUGCUGUGGAGAAUGGCUGCCCUGCCAGCCCACAACUGGAUGGGCUCAGCAAGGAGACACAUUCUCCUCCAGACAACCUGCCCGGUGCUUCUGACCAGGAGGCUAAACCUCAUCAGGAGGAGAGAGCUGCCUCGGCAGGAGGAGGAGGCGCCGCUGUCAAUCACACUCACUUUACCUUUGAGGUAAAAUUAGGACACGAAGAUGAAACUUUGUCUCUGAAAAUUCAUCCAAAUGUACAACUAACAACACCAAAUGGGGGACAUGUCACAGAGGGGGCCAGUGCUGCUGUUCUGCAGGACAUUGAAAAACUCACUGCAAACUUAAAAGAGGAGCAGAUAAAUAUUCUCUUAAAUAGGGGGAGAGAUGUUCAGGUUGGUUGUGAGGUGGAGGUGAAUGGUUUAUCUCCUACGGACAGGGUAAGAGUGGAGGAGAUGGAGAGGAGAUGUGGUCCAGAUGGACAGAUAGACCAACUCCUCAAGAUAUCAAGCCUUCCCAAUGGUUUGGAGAAGGAGAGCGGUAACCAUUCCAAACUUAAGGAGACAGAAGAGGUGGAGGAGGGUUUGUCUCCCUCUCCCGUCCCCUCAAAAGAGGACUCUGUCACUGAGGAGAAAGAAAUGGAGGAAAGCAAGCAAGAGAACAGCGAUGUAGGAGCAGUGGGGUCAGGUAGCCUCCAGCCAAAACUCCACAACAAUCGGCUGCAGCCGGUUAGUGUACCGUACGGAGGUGCACGACCAAAGCAGCCGGUCAGCCUCAAGCUCCAAAUCCCACAGCCGUUGUCGGGUCAGGUCCAAAAUCAGCUUGGCCCAGCCGCCAUCAGCAGGAACAAAAACCAGGAGAACCAGUGUCGGAGAAGUACGCCCUCUGAAACUACACCCAAUGGAUUUGAUCAGAGUGCAGUCGGGGUGAACGGGGAUGGUGUUGUCCACUCUCCUCCCCCGAUGCCCUCGGAGAGCCCAGACAAUGACCUUCAAGCAGGCCAACAGGGCACUCUGUGCAGGAAACCUGUCACCUCCUUGGGGGAAGUUGCCCCUGUGUGGGUGCCUGACUCCCAGGCUCCUGUCUGUAUGAAAUGUGAUGUCAAGUUCACCUUCACCAAGAGGAGGCACCACUGCAGGGCCUGCGGCAAGGUGUUCUGUGCGACGUGCUGCAGCCUGAAGUGCCGGCUCGUGUACAUGGACAGGAAAGAGGCUCGCGUCUGUGUCACCUGUCAUUCUGCUCUAACCAGUGCUCAAUCAUGGGAGACGCCGGCCACUGGAAGCAACCAGAGUCCGAACCCCAACAACCCAGCAGAGUACUGCUCCACCAUCCCCCCCCUGCAGCAGGCCCAGGCCUCUGGGGUGCUCAGCUCCCCUCCUCCUACCGUUAUGGUGCCCGUGGGAGUCCUGAAACCGGCUGGCAACGAGGGGUGCCUGACACGGGAGCAGAGGAGGGUGUGGUUCGCUGAUGGGGUGCUACCCAACGGAGACACCGCAGAGUCCCCCAAACUCCCAACCGCCAGCUCAACCUCGUCACAGUCACUGGCUAUCUCCACAUAUUCAAACAAAUCCUCCACUUCUGAAUCCUCAGAGGCAGCCCAUACCCCCGUUGCCCCAGUGGGCAGCCCCGUGGGCAGCUCCCUCAGUCUGAUCCCGGAGGACGGGCUCCCUCCCAUCCUCAUCUCCACCGGAGUCAAAGGAGGUACGGGAGGCCACAUCACAGACUAUGCAGUGGAGGAGAGGCCGUCAGAGAUCGUCCUUAUGCAGCAGCUGGAGGAGGGAAGUCCAGACCCCCUGGUCUUCGUGCUCAACGCUAACCUGCUUGCCAUGGUCAAGCUUGUCAACUAUGUAAACAGGAAGUGUUGGUACGUGACGACGAAGGGCAUGCACGCCGUUGGCCAGGCAGAGGUGGUCAUUCUGCUCCAGUGUUUACCUGACGAGAAGACCAUACCGAAAGACAUCUUCACCCACUUUGUUCAACUCUACCAGGAGGCCCUCAGUGGCAACGUGCUGAGCCACCUGAGUCACUCAUUCUUCACGCAGAGCUUCCUGGGCAGUAAGGAGCAUGGUGGUUUCCUCUACAUCAGCCCCUCCUUCCAGUCACUGCAGGACCUGCUGCUGCCCAACCCACCUUACCUCUUCGGUAUCCUGAUGCAGAAGUGGGAAACGCCCUGGGCCAAGGUCUUCCCCAUCCGCCUCAUGCUGAGGCUGGGCGCAGAGUACCGAUUUUAUCCGUGUCCUCUGUUCAGUGUUCGCUUCAGAAAACCCCUCUUUGGAGAGACUGGUCACACUAUCAUGAAUCUGCUCGCAGACUUCCGUAACUACCAGUACACGUUGCCGGUGGUGAAGGGUCUGGUUAUGGACAUGGAGGUAAAAAGGACGAGCAUUAAGAUCCCCAGUAAUCGUUACAAUGAGCUGAUGAAGGCAAUGAACAAGUCCAACGAACACGUGCUGGCAAUGGGGGCGUGUUUCAACGACCGGGCCGACUCCCACCUGGUGUGUGUCCAGAACGAUGACGGGAACUACCAAACGCAGGCCAUCAGCAUCCAUCACCAGCCUCGCAAAGUUACUGGAGCCUGCUUCUUUGUAUUCAGUGGUGCUUUGAAAGCGUCGUCGGGCUUCUUGGCCAAAACCAGCAUUGUGGAAGAUGGUGUGAUGAUCCAGAUCACAGCGGAGACCAUGGACUCUUUACGUCAAGCCCUGAGGGACAUGAAGGACUUCACCAUCACAUGCGGUAAAGCGGACCAGGAGGAGAACCAGGAGCUCGUCCACAUCCAGUGGACAGAGGACGACCACGACUUCAACAAGGGCGUCAUUAGUCCCAUUGAUGGGAAGUCUAUGGAGUCGAUCGUCAGUGUGAAGAUCUUCCACGGCUCGGAGUUCAAAGCCAACGGCAAAGUCAUCCGCUGGACGGAGGUGUUUUUCCUCCAGAGUGAAGAUCAACCCAACGGCCUGAGCGACCCGGCUGACCACAGUCGGCUGACGGAGAACGUGGCGAGAGCUUUCUGCGUGGCGCUUUGUCCGCACCUGAAGCUGCUGAAGGAGGACGGCAUGGCCAAACUGGGACUGAGGGUCACACUGGACUCUGACCAGGUGGGUUACCUGGCAGGAAGUAACGGCCAGCCGCUUCUGCCUCAGUACCUGAGCGACCUGGAUAGCGCUCUGAUCCCCGUCAUCCACGGCGGGGCGUGUCAGCUGAGCGAGGGCCCGGUGGUCAUGGAGCUGGUCUUCUACAUUCUGGAGAUCAUCUCCUAGGAGUCUUGGCGGUUUCACCUCCAAACAAAAUAAAUACAUUUACUUUAUCUCCCUUCAA
Messenger RNA from Cyclopterus lumpus (lumpfish), 4032 nucleotides. It is a transcript of the gene zfyve9a, whose product is annotated as zinc finger, FYVE domain containing 9a. The transcript has 19 exons. Lineage: Eukaryota; Metazoa; Chordata; Actinopteri; Perciformes; Cyclopteridae. Gene Ontology annotation, cellular component: early endosome membrane. Gene Ontology annotation, molecular function: metal ion binding. Gene Ontology annotation, biological process: endosomal transport. The record is from RefSeq and is a predicted model, not a curated record. The coding region runs from base 357 to 3974 and encodes 1205 amino acids.